UCAAUCCACGCGUUCUGUUUAGAGACCUGAAAACCCUAACAGCGAGAACUGAAGACCGAAAGAACCGCUGUCUCUAUCCUCUCUCUCGAGUCUCGAUAUCCAACACCAGCAGCAGGCUGAAGGUGAAAUUCAUAUACACACACUUCACUCUCUCUCUCUCACACACACAUAUAAAGAUGGGAAGAGAGACAGAGGUGGCUCAAAAGCAGCAGUCGACGGCGUCAUACACAGUGGAGCAGCUCGUCGCCGUCAAUCCCUACAACCCUGACAUACUUCCCGAUCUCGAAAACUACGUCAACGAGCAGGUUUCGUCACAAACAUACAGUCUGGAUGCAAAUCUUUGCCUUCUCCGUCUCUAUCAGUUCCAGCCAGAGAUAAUGAGUACCCAAAUUGUUGCCCGCAUUUUGAUUAAGGCUCUUAUGGCAAUGCCUGCCCCGGAUUUCAACCUCUGUCUCUUUUUAAUUCCAGAACGAGUGCAAAUGGAGGAACAGUUCAAGACAUUAAUUGUUCUCUCACACUAUUUGGAGACAGCACGAUUCCGUCAGUUUUGGGAAGAAGCUGCGAAGAGUCGUCACAUAGUAGAAGUUGUGCCAGGUUUUGAGCAAGCAAUACAAGCCUAUGCAAUUCAUAUCCUCUCUCUGACUUACCAGAAGGUUCCGAGGUCUGUUCUUGCGGAGGCUAUCAACAUUGAAGGGCUUUCCCUGGACAAAUUCCUUGAGCACCAUGUAGCUAACAGCGGUUGGAUUCUUGAGAAGAGUCAAGGCAGGGGCCAACUCAUUAUCCUACCUCACAAUGAGUUUAAUGAUCCAGAGUUGAAGAAAAAUACUGCAGAUAGUGUUCCAUUGGAGCAUAUCACCCGUAUCUUCCCCAUUCUUGGCUGACCUAUUUGCAUGGGAACUUGGAGCAUUUUAUUAUCUUUCCUCUGCUUCAGCAGAAGGGAAAUGUUGUUGAGCUGCUACUACUCCCUUAAAUCUGCAUACAUUAAGGUGCCAUUUUUGAGGAUCUCGGUAACUGGUUUUUGUUUUAUGUUCAUGUUAGACACUUGAACCAUGGUACCUCCUAUGGUCGAGAUUAAUUAGUCUUCUUUUAGGAUGGUGUUUCUCAAUUUAUGCUCUUCAUGUUCCUUAUUGAAUGAUAUAAAGUGAUAUUUCUCAGCUUAUUAUUACAGACUAUACAUGAACUUGUUCAGAGUC
This is a messenger RNA of Cornus florida, 1193 nucleotides long. Its product is annotated as eukaryotic translation initiation factor 3 subunit K. Gene Ontology annotation, cellular component: eukaryotic translation initiation factor 3 complex; cytoplasm. The coding region runs from base 177 to 881 and encodes 234 amino acids. The record is from RefSeq and is a predicted model, not a curated record. Lineage: Eukaryota; Viridiplantae; Streptophyta; Magnoliopsida; Cornales; Cornaceae. Gene Ontology annotation, biological process: regulation of translational initiation. The transcript is spliced from 8 exons. Gene Ontology annotation, molecular function: ribosome binding; translation initiation factor activity.